CUUAGGUAUUAAGAAUAUAAAAAGAGAUCAAAGUACUUUCAUCUCCCAUCUAUAAAAAUACCCUUCAACGCUUCUACAAACUUAUUAUUUCCAUAGCCUUCCGAUUUCUCCAAGAACGAUCCGUCGUCUUAUAUUUCAAUGGAACAGUACUCUCUGGUUGCUUCCUCAACAUUUGUUCUCAAGGUAAAUAUCAGCUGCCGUGGAUGUGAGACACACAUCGAAAAAGUGCUGCAAAAAAUUCCCGGAGUAUGCCCUGAUUCAACGGUGAUAGAUGCAGAGAAAGGAAGAGUUACUGUUUCAGGCUUUGUAGACCCUCAAACCGUAAUAAGGGAGCUUAGCAAUGCUGGGAAAAUAGCAGAGCUCUUGCAGAUUGUUUCACAGUCAGAAGUGCAUGUCAAAAUUCCAUGGGGCCAAGUUGUUUUCGUUGACCCAGUUCGCUUGUUGGCAAAUAAUCUGGGGCAGAUCCUGAAUAAUAUUGAACGCUUGAAGGAAGUGGAGGUGACCCGUGACAGUGUGAAGAUGUCUUUCUACGAUGAGUCAAGUGGUGGAAACAGGAAAGAUGGUGGUAGAUCUCGUGGCAGUGGUGGUGGUUGAAGAUGGUAAUGGGUGCUACUGGGUGCAUGACAAUCUUAAGUAUUAUUUUAUGCUCAUGUGAGGUGUUUUCAUUUGUUUUGCUUGGUUUGUCCUCCAGAAUCUUGGUUCUAUUAUUGAUGUACUUGUUAUUUGGUUAUUAAUUAAUGCCUGAUUAUUGUUCCCUCUGUCCUUAUCCUUUGUCCACAUCUGCCGUAGCCAUAGCUCUAUCAUUUGUUUUGCUUGGUUUUUGUGAGUUUAUGGAUGUUUAGACUUGUUAUUUGGUUAUCGUUACCGUUAUUAAUUAAUGCCUGAGCAUUCCUCCCUAUC
Molecule: messenger RNA, 900 nt
Organism: Ilex paraguariensis (yerba mate)
Lineage: Eukaryota; Viridiplantae; Streptophyta; Magnoliopsida; Aquifoliales; Aquifoliaceae
Source: the annotation of a GenBank genome assembly